This is a messenger RNA of Xyrauchen texanus (razorback sucker), 819 nucleotides long. Its product is annotated as protein FAM3A-like. The record is from RefSeq and is a predicted model, not a curated record. The coding region runs from base 1 to 819 and encodes 272 amino acids. The transcript is spliced from 9 exons. NCBI's taxonomy places the organism in Eukaryota, Metazoa, Chordata, Actinopteri, Cypriniformes, Catostomidae.
AUGUCGUCUGCUUAUUGUAGCAAACAAGUCUGUGGUGGAAGCUUUGUGUCUUUCAGCGAGGCGUGCACUACAUUGGAGAAUACAGCAGGCGAGUCUCGGAAACCCAGUGGCAGACGGCACCAAGUAUAUCAUGAAGCUGUCAGGUAUUUCUUAGUGGCCCUGCGUGCAGUUGUUUUGGUUCUUAUCUUGGGCUUCAUCUGGCUUCUAGUAAAUUCUAUUUUAGAAGGGGAUGACAAUUCUGCAAUACAGUUGCUCUUUAGUGGUGGACAAGAGCCCACUCCAGAACCAACACCACGCAAGAACAAGUGUGGCAUGUCAGCCCCAUGCCCUCCCAAACAUCUUGCGUUCCGACUAUUCUCUGGUGCUGCCAAUGUUAUCGGCCCAAAAAUCUGUCUGGAGAAUAAAAUUCUUGUCAGCAGUGCCAAAAACAAUGUUGGCAGAGGGCUCAAUAUUGCUUUAGUAAAUGGGGUUAAUGGAGAGGUUUUGGAAAUAAAAGUAUUCGAUAUGUGGGAAGGAGAGGUUUCAGAAUUGCUGGAAUUUCUUCAGCAUCUCCAUGAGGGAACACUUGUAUUUGUUGCUUCUUUUGAUGACCAGUUGAAUGAUGAAGCCCGGCAGCUGUUCGAGGAGCUGGGGAGCACAGCAGCAAAGGAAUUGGGUUUCAGGGACAGCUGGGUGUUUAUUGGAGCCAAAGGAAUAGAAAAUAAGAGCCCAUUUGAACAGCGAAUGCAGAACAGUAAAAGCAAUAAUAAGUAUGAAGGCUGGCCUGAGUCUCUGGAGAUGGAUGGCUGUGUUCCUCUGCGUGAUCCUUUGGAAACUUAG